AUAAAGUGCUCAAUUAAAUAAACAGAUAAAAUACACAGGAAUAAUGAGAAUUAACAUUCAUAUUUUACCACCAUUCACGAUUGUUUUUUCCCUCAUCCCUUGCUCCCUCUACAUCUUCACAAAGCCCAGUAGCCCACCGCCUACACUCCCAUUUGGCGUCUUCUGUCUGCCUUCCCCUCACCACCCAGGCGCCGGCCGGUGAUCCUAGAUGCCUCAGGCGACACCGGACUUUUGACAAGUGGAGGCUUGAACCGUCGGUUCCUUUAAUCUCUUUAGGUUAGUAAAUUUCAUCCUUUUUUCUUUUUAAGUUUGUAUUGUUAGAUUAUUCGUUGGACCUGAUCUUUCGUAUACUCAUAGUUUUCAUUACCCAUAAAUAGUCUAGGGUUUUCUAAGGGUUUUUUGUUGCAAGAAAAAGGUAGUAUAAAAGAGAAUUAAAAAUGGAUGAUUAUCAAGAAGUGGAGAGAUUUGGGAUGGAUAAUGAUUUUGAGGGUGGGCAGUUUAUAGGGGAUGAAUUUUUUUAUAAGAAACGUAAAGAAAAAUCAGUUCAAACUAGGGAUGAUGUAUUGUAUGGUGUAUUUGCAUCUGGUAGCUCAGAUUCAGAUUAUGAUGAUGACUCCUUUUCUGGGAAGAAGAAGAGGAGAAAAGGGGGGAUUGUUAAGAAGCAUGAUUAUUCGAAACCUGUAAAUUUUGUUUCUACUGGUAUUGUUGCUCCUAAUCAAGAGAUUGAUCGAAAUGCGAAAGAGGGUAUUGAAAAGCCUAGUGAUGAGGAUCCGGAUGAUGGGUUUAAACCCGGGCUUGGGCUUGGAGCUGGGCCGAAUUCUGGUGCUGGGUUAGGGUUUGGGUUAGGUUCAAGAAAUAGGGCUGAGAAAAGUUCGAGUAGCAAGAGGCUAGACGAUGGGGUAGCGGAGGAGGAGGAUUUGUUUUUGCCAACUGCUUUUGGGAAGAUGAUUAAGGAAGGGGCAGAGAAGCGACGUGAGAUGGCAAAAUUGUCUGGGGGGCGUAAGUCAAAAUCAGGAGGGGGAGUUGGAAGGAAAAUUAAAGACGGAAAAGGGGGAGAUGUCGGGAGUUUUGAGAAGCAUACAAAAGGAAUUGGGAUGAAAUUGAUGGAGAGUAUGGGGUAUAAAGGUGGUGGUUUAGGGAAGAAUGCGCAAGGUAUUGUUGCUCCUAUUGAGGCAAAGUUGAGGCCGAAGAAUAUGGGGAUGGGGUUUAAUGAUUACCAGGAAAGCAAAAACUUGCCGAGCUUGGUGGAUGUGCCUCCACCUCCCGAAUUGGAGGAAAAACAGCAAUUGUCUAAGCAGAGGGAAGAAAAACUAUGGAAAAAACAGGCUCGAGCUCGUGCUAAGAAGAAAGAGAACAUUAUUACGCCAGAUGAGUUGUUGGCUUUGAAAGCAGAGGCACAAGGGCCAGAUUUGGUACUUCAGAAGGUUGUGGACAUGAGGGGACCCCAGGUUCGGGUGUUAACAAAUCUGGAAAAUCUGAAUGCAGAGGAAAUGGCGAGGGAAAACGAUAUUCCCAUGCCAGAGUUGCAGCACAACAUUAGAUUAAUAAUCGACUUGGUAGAGCUUGACAUUCAGAAGAUCGACAGGGAUUUGAGAACUGAGAGAGAGACUGCCGUUGCAUUGCAAAAGGAAAAGGAAACGCUUCAGAUAGAAGUUGCUCGUCAGACGAAGCAGAUUGAUUCAAUGGAGGAAGUAGUUCAGGUUCUAGAAAGCAUUGAGGAGGAGCAUAUGUCAGGGAGGUUGACUUUAGAAUCCCUUGCAAAAUCCUUUUGGGACCUGCAAAAUAAGUUCCCUGAGGAAUAUAAACUUGGUAACUUGUCUUGUAUGGCAUGCUCCUUUGCUCUUCCUCUGUUGAUUAGAGUGUUCCAAGGAUGGGAUCCACUUAUGAACCCAUCCCACGGCAUGGAUGUGAUGAGUCGUUGGAAAGGUUUAUUGCAGGGAGAUGAAGAUAAUGACCUAUUUGAAGAUGCGUCUGCCCCUUAUUCGCAGCUGGUGGCCGAAGUAGUGUUCCCUGCUGUUCGAAUAGCAGGUAUAAACACAUGGCAGGCUAGAGAUCCAGAGCCUAUGCUUCGAUUUCUCGAAUUAUGGGAGAAGCUCCUUCCACCUUCUGUGUUACAGUCACUGCUUGAUAUGAUUGUGAUGCCUAAGUUGUCUGAAGCUGUGAAUUCUUGGGAACCAUGUAGGGAAACAAUACCAAUCCAUGUCUGGGUGCAUCCAUGGCUUCCAUUGCUUGGUCAAAAGCUGGAGACACUCUAUCAAGGGAUCCGUUUAAAAUUAGGAACUGUCCUAUAUAAAUGGCAUCCUAGCGAUAAGUCUGCCUUUACUAUCUUAUCCCCCUGGAAGACAGUAUUUGAUGCUGCAAGUUGGGAACAACUUAUUGUACGAUCCAUUCUUCCCAAGUUGAUAGAUGUGAUGCAGGAAUUUCAGGUGAAUCCUGCUAAUCAGAUACUCGAACCUUUUCAUUGGGUAAUGACCUGGGCUUCUUCAGUUCCCAUACAUCACAUGGUCAACUUACUUGAGAUACACUUCUUUAGCAAAUGGCAGCAAGUCCUGUACCAUUGGUUGUCAACAAGUCCAAACUUUGAAGAGGUCAUGCAGUGGUACCUUGGAUGGAAAGAGCUUAUCCCUCCUGAACUUUUGGCUAAUGAACGUGUCAGGAACCAACUAAACCUAGGCUUGGACAUGAUGAACCGAGCUGCUGAAGGUUUGGAAGUGGUUCAACCUGGAGUGAAGGAGAACAUUAGCUAUUUGAGGAUUCAAGAACAAAGACAAUAUGAGGCUCAGUUGAAGGCUGCUCAGCAAACAAAUAGUGUGCCUAAGAACGUGAAAGAAGUAGUCGAGGCUUACGCACAGCAGCAUGGCUUGCACUUUAAGCCUAAACCUGGAAGAUUUCAUAAACAUCAUCAAGUAUAUAGUUUUGGUAGUGUUAACAUUAUUGUGGAUUCCUUCAAUGAACAGAUCUUUGCUCAAGUCCAGGAAGAAUGGCCAUUAGUAACUCUUGAUAAACUUGUAGAAAUGCAGAAUAUUUCUGGUUCAAGACGCCGCUGAGCUGUGGCAGUAGGCUCAUACCUUUCUAUACUUAGACUGGUUGGAUGUUAUAGUACUAUGUUCAUGUGUAUGCAUAUCUAUUAGUGCAGUUGUUUAGUGCAAAUGAAUGUUGUAGAUACUUGGUGUUGAUAUCUUUGUCUUGAAGUAGUUAGUUUAUAUUACUCAUGGAAUUGGGAAUCUGAAGUGUUGGUAAUUCUUUUUGCUUUCCAAUUCCUCAAUUUAGUUCAGUUAAGACUUAAGGGUCCAAUUGCUAAUAACGAUAACAUAAUCAACAAUUAAGAGUAUUUGUAUUCUCGUCAUUUUAGAACAUUUGCAAUAACCAGUAAGUGAUGUCCUGCAACUUAUGGAAAUUUGUUUGUCUCAUUGAAAGAUCUAUUCUAGGCUCAGUCUAUUAAAACUUAAUUAAAUUAAAAGUUGAUAAUAGGAUGUUCAAAUUAGGAAUAGUCUUUUAAAGAGAUCGUCUUUUACAAGAACUUGUGAAUUUGUUUUGGGUUGGAGAGAGAAGGGAAGGAUAUAUGAUGAUCAUGUCAAGGAUUUUUAUUACUGACUCUUAAACUUUGAUUAAAUUUAAUUUACACAAUUGAUUAAAAGUUUAAAGCAUGAGAUCAGUGUUGAGACGUGUCUUGUUGAGUCAGUUCAAUAAUUAUUUAUUUACAAACUUUAAG
Messenger RNA from Amaranthus tricolor (Joseph's coat), 3712 nucleotides. Its product is annotated as septin and tuftelin-interacting protein 1 homolog 1-like. Gene Ontology annotation, cellular component: U2-type post-mRNA release spliceosomal complex. Lineage: Eukaryota; Viridiplantae; Streptophyta; Magnoliopsida; Caryophyllales; Amaranthaceae. Gene Ontology annotation, biological process: spliceosomal complex disassembly. The transcript has a single exon. The record is from RefSeq and is a predicted model, not a curated record. The coding region runs from base 438 to 3047 and encodes 869 amino acids. Gene Ontology annotation, molecular function: nucleic acid binding.